Messenger RNA from Sparassis crispa, 1224 nucleotides. RefSeq lists its product with no specific name. The transcript has 4 exons. Bases 1 to 1224 code for a protein of 407 amino acids. The record is from RefSeq and is a predicted model, not a curated record. NCBI's taxonomy places the organism in Eukaryota, Fungi, Basidiomycota, Agaricomycetes, Polyporales, Sparassidaceae.
AUGCAAGGAUCACAACUCAAGAAACGAUAUUCUGCAGAACAGAAGAAACAGUUACUUGCUAAUCUGGACCUGGAAGUCGACCAUAAGACGCGUCAACUCGAGGAAUGGCUGGCGGAUGCGCUCGAGAACUUUCUCAGACACCAGGAGGGUCUCAUCUCACGCACGCCACGUCUCGUGCGCGAUAUUACCAUGUUAGAAUUCGCCAAGUAUAAAGGCAACGUGCAGGAGUGCGUGAAGGGACUGAAGAGAGAAAUCCUAGGUGCCGAAGAUACCGCUAUCGACAGAAGCACGCGGAAGAGGAAGUGGGUGGCGUCACAGGACUCGACGGAGAGGGUGGACGUAAAAGUGGGCCAUGAUCCAGCUGGCGUGGGCGAAUCGUCGAGAGGAGUGAAGAGCGCUCGCACAAUGCCUACUACUCCUCAGAAGAUGGCCGGCCCUUCAAAUGGCGUGGGGACUGCGCAGAGAGCGAGGUUCCCAUUGAACAAGACUCCUGGAACAAUCCGUACGAUCAAACGCAUACCUUCGGGGAUGAAUACCCCUACACGCAAAGCAGUAACAGCGGCCUCCUCGAAGCCCCCCUUCUUCGCUCGCCCCGCAUCUCCAACCAAGCUCCCAUCACCAUCCAAACGACCAAUUCGUCCACCAUCCUCCUCGUCCUUCAAUCCCAUCCUCCCUGCGCACGCCAUGCAGCCACGCUGGCCGAAGUACAACGAGAGCAUGCUCAGCGUGAAUGGCUCCCCGCUCGCGAACCCGUACCAGCUCGGGCUGAACGGCUGGCUGCGCACCGUCUCGGAAAGCGAAGGUACCGAACGCGCGGACAGCGACGCCGAGAGCGAGCGCGGCGGAAAGAAGCUCGUGCGGAAGGCGAGCAGCAUCAUCGUGCGCUCGUCCGGCGAGAGCGGCGGACAUUCGCGCACCAACUCACAGACGAGUGUGGUCGCGCCGCCGCAUGGCACGCAUUCGCGCGCGAACUCACAGACUAAUGCGGGCGGGUUCGUCCCGAACCGGUCGAACAAUGUGGCGGACCCAGCGCCGCACCUUUCGUUGACAGCGCUUGUCUCGGUGCCUACGAAGGACGGACAUAUUCUCGAGUUCGAUCCAUUGCAAACAUCGCCCGAAGAAUUGGACACUUUGGAGGGCAUAUCGGACAGUGCCAAGAAGCAGGCGAAGCUAGACAUAGUGCGACUGGUCCAAACCACAGUGGAGAGGUGGAAGAUCAGUUGA